UAUUUACGUUUUCUCAUUUCUCCUUCUACAAGACUCAAACUGCUGUCAUUCAUCUAAAGCACUGGAUUAUUCUAACACCAUUACAGAAAGCCCUGCAGUUGCAAGUCAAGAGCAACAUGCAUACUAGAAGAAGAUCGUACCAUCUAUGGCCUAAAAUUUCGAAAGGGAAUAAAGAAGAAAAGAAAAGGAAAUGGGCUGCCUUAAAAGGUUUAUUCUUCGCCAUAAUAUCAGCCUUUUGUACAUUACUCAGUGCAAUUAUUGUGAAAAAAGUCAGUCUUCACCCUGUUCAGUCUGCAUUUUACAGAUUCGUCGGAUCACUUGCCCUAUCCAUUCCUGCGGUUGUAAAAAGCAAUGAAACUCCUGCUGGACCAAAAGGGUUUCGACUUAUUCUUCUAUUUGCUGGUAUAUUCGGUGCCGGAAGCAUGCUUUUUGCCUUCUUGGCCUACCGUUACCUACCACUUUAUGAAAUAUUUGUCAUAUUUGGAACUACCCCUAUCUUCGUGACUGUUGCAGCGCAUUUGUUCCUCAAGGAAUAUUGUGAUAUCUUUCAUUCCGUUCUCUUGAUUUUUUCUGUCAUAGGAAUCGUUUUUUCAAGCAAACUACCAUCCCACAUCAUUGCAAAAGACAUAACUUACAGCACAGAUAAUAUUUAUGGUUUCCUAGCAGCAAUUGCGGCAGUUCUUUGCAGAACUGGUCAAAUGAUCUUCAUCAAGAAAGCUAAAGAAGUGCCACAUUCUAUAGCCAUAUUUGCUUGUUGUUGGACAGGCGUAAUAGAAUCUUCAAUGCUGAUGCCAGCUUUUACCGAAAUGAAAUUGCACAGAUGUGGAUUAGAGUGGAUAAAUAUUGUGUUAAUAGGUUUUCUCAGUUUUUUUGACCAAGCGUUCAUGACGAUAGCCCUCCAAUGCGAAUUUGUUAGUUUAGUUGCUACUGUCAGAUGCGCAAUCAAUAUCACAAUGGGAUUUUUAAUUGAGGCUUUCCUUUUUCAUGAUGAAAUUGAUUACUUCGUCAUUAUUGGUGCAGUUCUAGUUGUAUCAUCUAUUGUUUCAUUAGGUCUGAGGAAAUGGAUGUCUUCUACUUGAGUUAAAAUUAAUACAUUGAACUCUAAAUUACAUCCGGGAAUGAUAUGUCCCGUGAUAAAGAUUGUAACCAACGAAACGAAACUUAAAUGUGUUCAAGCUCAAUUGCAGAAUUAAAAAUUUUCUUUGUAAUUAUAUUUAUAUUAUAUAUAUACAUGGCGUAAAAGUCAUUAUUAAGAAUUAUCUAAUGAAAUCUAAAGCUAUGUUUAGCUACUAUUCAACUUUGGACAGUAUCAACUCCUAUCCUACUCUUUGGAUAAAUCCAACUUUGUCGUCCAGUAACUCAACUCUUCCAAUGACUCUUUUUAUGUGUACGAAUAAAAGUAAGCAUGAAUAACAAUUAGUUGUGGUAUCGUAAACUUGACGUUUUAUUUACAUUUUUUUAUGCUGGAGUGUUGAAAUAAGCUGAGAUCUGCAAAUUGUGCUAUAUAAGCUUGAAUUUUAUUACAAAGAGAACCGAAAGGGGAGUGUCCGGGAAUAUAUAGAGAAGAUACCACUGCCAGAAAAUGAAGGUUAGAGAUGGAGAAUUGAAAGAAAUUCGGAGAGGCAAAAUAAAGAGAAUAAAAAUUAGUUAUAAGAUUGAUAAUAUCACAUUUUGUUUACAUUUCUCUGCUAGAUUAGGGUAAACUGAAAUUUGUUGAUCUAUAAUACUCUGAAUUCAUUUGGAAAUUUUUGCAAGUAUUUUCUUUCGACAUUAUUUUUAUUUUGUUUUUCAUGUUGUAUUUUAUCUGUAAUUGGAUCACUGUUAGUUUUAAUCUGGUUUUAGUGAUUAGUUUUGACUUGAGUAUCUAUAAAUAUUAUGGAUAAAACGGAUACAGAUGGGUAAUCUCUAUAGCUUGCAUAUGGAAAUUGACCUACCUACUUUUCAAAGCAGUAAUGGUAUUUCUAUUAUCUUAAAACUUAAAAAAAAAUCUUUUUAAUUGUAUCAAUUUUCGUACAAUUUUUCCUUAAUUUUAAUAAUAUUUUUUUUUUAUUUUAUUUUAUACACAAUCCGUAACAAUGUUUUUAAACGUUAUGAUGGAAUUCAAAUUGACCCGGGAUUAUCAACUCUGUUUUUAUUUCGUGUAUACUUUUUUUAAAUUUUUGGUGAAUGAUAUCCACGUCUUUCAGCUGUGUUAAAUAACAAACUUUAAAAAAAAUGCAUCCCAUAUUAAUCAUUAACCCAUUUAGAAAAUGAAUAAUAUGCCGAACAAGCUGGUCUUCAAAAGCGGCUAGUUUUUUUUAAAAAAUUUUUUAAUACUUUUCUAAAGUUCUCAUGCUCUUUUACUACAUUCUCUUUAGUUAAUCUGUUAGAAUCUUGUCCAAUAUGCAAAAUAAUAACACCUGAUCUACAUGGGCAUAUAUUCGAGUAUAAUGGAUUAAGAAUAAGAUACGAUGAUGUUGCUCUACAAAAUUGCCGAAUCAAAUAUUUUGUAAAUAUAUGUAUACAUUAAAAAAAAAAAUUGUAAAUUUGUAAUUCAUGCACAUAAGCAUAUUCACAUCAGUCAAAGGAGUACGUUUACUGGUUACAAACUAUUGAUGGUAAUAUAGUCUUUUAUAACUCAUGAAAAUAUUUCUGUUGUAACUGAAUUCUAACAAGGGAUUCUGCAUUUUAAAUACUUUCCUUAAACAGAAAACCUUUGUCUGCUCUAAGUGGGAAAGCAACUGUCGACUUAGAAA
Molecule: messenger RNA, 2735 nt
Organism: Argiope bruennichi
Lineage: Eukaryota; Metazoa; Arthropoda; Arachnida; Araneae; Araneidae
Product: solute carrier family 35 member G1-like
Exons: 2
Coding region: 117-1079 (320 amino acids)
Cellular component (GO): membrane
Source: RefSeq, a predicted model, not a curated record